UUAUUCUGAUCAUUACCCAUUCUCAAUUUUCUGGAGGGAAAAUAGACGGAGCACACAAUAUAUCAAACACCUUCAUUUCUCUCGCAGAUAACAAGCCAGUUUCUCACUAUGGAUGCUUAUUCUUCUAGCUAUUCUUCUUCCUCUUCCUCACCAAUGUAUAUUUCCCAAUACCCACAUGAAGGAAAGGGCCUAAAGGCAUCGCAAUUGCUUCAUUCGGUUCGUAAGCCCCAGUUGAAGCCAUGGAAGAAACCUAUAGCACCAUUGGCACCAACCCCACCAAGAGUGUACAAGGUCGACCCUAUAAACUUCAAGGAUCUUGUUCAAAAGCUCACCGGUGCACCUGAGCCGUCGCAGCCUCAACAGCGGCUCCAACGUGUGGCGCCUCCUCCGCUUGUUCUUGAUAAAGACAAACCGGCAUUGUUUAGCAGAGAGUUCGCAGCAGCAGCACCUUUGCAGCUCCUUCCUUCCCCUGUGAAAACCCCAUUUUCUGCUUUAUUUCAGGAGUUGAUGUCUGAUACAACUGAUCCCAAACUCAAGAAGAUUUCUGAUAGUGUAGUAGCUUCGCCUUCGCUCGAAUUGAACCUCUUGUCUCCAUCAACCCAUGGCUGGUGUUCUUUUCCUCUUCUGAGUCCUGGAACACUUUCCAGCUUGGAGCAAAGCACAGUCCUUUAAAAUUUAGCUGAAAGCAGCUUUAUUUCUUGCUUCUUUAAGCUUCAAAGAGAUGCAGAAUAGAUCAAACGUCUCUUCUUUUUUAAAUCGUAAGUACGUAUUAAACCAGCUAUUGGCCAUUCACCAGAACCAUCAGCCACAACAGCCGCAAACUACCUAGCUAGUUUACUGCAAUGUGAAGUAAUUAACGUAUGAAAACUACUAGCAUUUAGUGAUUUUUAUUUCAAUAUUUUCUUCUUGUUUUUGUUUGGGUUCAGAAUAUUAGGAAAGAAAAUUACUGUAUAAUAUACCAGCAAGUCUUUUGGGCUGGAGAUAUGUAUAAUUAUUAUAUAUAUGAUGCUUCCAUGAGAACGGUGGUGAAGAA
Messenger RNA from Hevea brasiliensis (rubber tree), 1033 nucleotides. RefSeq lists its product as uncharacterized. Bases 109 to 672 code for a protein of 187 amino acids. The record is from RefSeq and is a predicted model, not a curated record. The transcript has a single exon. Lineage: Eukaryota; Viridiplantae; Streptophyta; Magnoliopsida; Malpighiales; Euphorbiaceae.